Caenorhabditis auriculariae is the source of this 5041-nucleotide messenger RNA. The record is from the annotation of a GenBank genome assembly. Lineage: Eukaryota; Metazoa; Nematoda; Chromadorea; Rhabditida; Rhabditidae.
AUGUUUCCACAUCUAUACAAAUCCAACAGAAUCAGCUAUAACACAGGCAUAAGUCGCUUCAAGUCGGGCGCAGCUAUAAGAUAACAACCAAGAUCUUCUGAACAUGCGGUUUAACGAACUUUUCCUUUGAAAAUCGAUAAACUAAUAAUUUUUCUACUUCGUGACUGAAAUAAAAAUAAAAAUAGUUUUACUUUUUCAGUUCAAGAAAAAGAAAACGCCGAUGACGACAGUUACCAGGUGAGCUUCCCUUUUUGUUUUCGGAAAAAGGGAAUUUUUCCAAUUCCAAAAGUUACUGUGUGUAAAAGUCCGCAUUCCGAGGCGUGUUCGCACACUUCUUGCCUGGCUUUAUUUAAUUUUUAUUAAAACGUCAUCGGGAUGGAUUAUAAUGACAGAACACAGUUAAAAUACAUCAAAAAUCCAUUCAAAUUCUGUAUAAAGAUGAAAUUAACAAACGGAGAAGGAAGACAACAAAAGUGCAAACACAAAAGAGAAAUAAUGCGGACUUUUUCCUACAGUAACCUUUCAGAAAUGGAAAAAACCGCUUUUGUCGCACUUGCCCUUCUUAGGGGCGUCAGAGUGGUCCCUAUAGGGGUUAGGGGCGAGAAUAUCUCCUAUAGGAGACAAAAAAGCGCUCCCUAUAGGGGUUAAAUUCAGGUGGCCCCUAUAGGGGUUCAAGGUCUGGCUCCUAAACAUGUAACGCUUAAGUUAUCACUAUAGGGGUAAAACUUAGGUGUUCCUUAUAGGAGUUCAGGAUCUGACUGUUAAGCCUCUAAGCUUGAGGGAUCCCUAUAGGGGUUGAGGGUCUGAUAUUCAAGCCUCUAAAGCUUAAGAGAUCCCUACAGGGGUCUUAAAAUUUUUGGGAUGACUUGAAAAUUGAACGCUAAAUUAUUCGCAUGGAAAUGCUUCUUAAGGUUCAUAAAAAAAAACCGACUUUUAUUUUCCAUAUAGGAGCUUCCUUUACAAGCUUUAGUAACCCCUAUAGUGGAGGUAAAGUGGUCCCUAAAGGGCCCCUGUAGAGACCACUCCAGCGUUCCAAACUUCACCAAAAACCAUCUAUUUUUUUAAUUUUGAAGGCACGAAUACGGAGCAUAAAAAUUUGGAGGAAAAAGAACACGUGCACGAUCGACGGCAUCAAGUUCGAGACGAUCAAUGAGCUGUUGACUUUUCACAAAAUCACACCGAUCGUCAUCCGCAAAGUGGGCAUUUUUUGAUGGGAUUCGAAAAAGGACCCCUUUUUGAGGAAAUUUAAAUGAGAUUUUUUGAGAGGAAUCGAAAAGGACCCCUUUUUUCAAGGAAAUGACAGUGAGAAAAAGUUCAAAUUAAGAUUAUCUUGAAAAAUUGAGUCUCCAAGACGAAAUAAAGUUCAAAAUAUGGACUUUUUGAACUUAUCACGGGUCUAAAAAGAAGAUUUCUAGCUUUUUCUUUCUAUUUUGAAAACGAGGAGUUUAAGGUUCAUUUUUAAGAACUUUUUGGCUGAAGUCGAAAAAUUUUGAAACAAAAAUUUGAAUUCCGUGUUUUUUUUUGCUCCGGAGCUUAAAAUUGGGUUUCUGAAACAGAUUUUACCUGAACUCUUCAUUUUUACUGUUUCCUUUUUUUUGACUUUUUUUUUCUGAGAUUCAUUAAAAUCGAAACUUGCUUUUGUCACUAUCACCACCAGAAUCGUCAACUUUCAAUGACCCUGGAUUUCAGCAAGCCGUGAAACUGAAAACACCGAUAAAAUUGGCAUCAUGGGAGUUUACACACAAGCAGGUGGAACUCUCAGCAAAAAUACUUGGGGGCGGAGCUUUCGGCGAGGUGGGUACGAUGCUCCAAUUGACGCUUUGGGUAGGAAGAGUUGGGAGAGGUUUUCACAAUAUUUCAAAUACUUUUUUUCAAGUUUAAGGUUGAAAAAAGGAGAAAAAGUAGAAAAAACGAACAGUGAAUGUUUUAACGUUCUUUGUCACACUAGAUGAAGGGCUCGAAAAAAAGAAAAAAAGCUGGAAAAAAUCCCGAAAAUUUCCCUGACCUUGAUAACGCGAAUCGGACGUGUCUGGGCAUUCCUAGUGACCACUCUAGUAGCCUCAGAACUCUUAAGUGAUCCCUAGAAUCGCUCAGAAACUUCCAGAGCGCGUCCGGUUUUCGUUACCGAGAGCCGAGUGGCUUUAAAGAAAAUCAAUAAAAUGUUCAGGUACGACUGGGAACACUGGAUUUGAAAUCGGACGGGAAUUUGAUCCGUGUCGCUAUAAAAACGGUAUAUUUUUUUUUCUGAUAGAAUAUCCAGAACUAGGGGAAGGAUGAAAAGUCUUCUGAAGGUUAAAAAAGGCUCCAAAGUUUCCAAUUUUUCACGAUAUGUUAAUCGUUUUCGCGUUCAUUACUCUCUUGAAAAAAAUUUUUCGACUCUUUUUCAAAAAUUCUCACUUCCUGGACAAGAAAAAUCAUAGGAAAAAGCUUUGAAAAAAAUUUUUUUGUCAGUUACUUUUUUUGCCAGUGAACAUAAAACAUUUUGAGUUACAAAAAGGAUACAAAAAGCUAUUUUUCAAAAAAUUCUGCUUAUUUAAUGUUGAUUCCACUUCUCGGCCAUAUUUCACAUAAGUUCACUUUUUCCGAUUUCUACCUUUCCAAUGCUUCAAAACGACAUAAACAAGUCCCAAAAAAGUCCAUUUUCAGUUAAAAAUCACAUCGACGGAGCAAAAAUCGCAGAACAAGGCCCUGAUGGCCGAGGCGAGACUUUCCCGAGUUCUAAUCCAUCCGAACGUCUUGCGGACCUACGGCGUCGCCAUCCGACAGGAGCCCGUCUACCUCAUUUCGGAGCUCUGUCCUGGUUCGUCAUCAACUCCUUCUCCAUUCAAAUCCAUAUUCCAGGCGGAUCCUUGUACAGCGUUCUGAGGGACCCAAAGCAGAAGCACACGACGGCCCAGAAGGUCGCCUGGUGCGUCGGGUCGGCCCGGGGCGUCGAGUACCUCCACGCCAACAAGUACAUUCAUCGCGAUUUGGCCGUCCGGAAUGUUCUUCUGUCGGAGGAUAGGACUGUGAGUGGGUGUGAUUGAAGUAUAACUGAAGGGGGCUUGGGUCAGUUGGGACUCCCCGCAGCUGGGACUUUGAUCACGUUCUAGUGAAGACUUGGGUCAGUUGGGACUUUCCGAAGUUGGGACUUUGAUCAAGUCCUAGUGGAGGCUUGGGUCAGUUGGGACUUCCCGAAGUUGGUACUUUGAGGACGUUUUAGUGGAGGCUUGGAUCAGUGGGGACUUUGAUCACGUUCUAGUCGAGACUUGGGUCAGUUGGGGCUUUGAUCACGGUCUAGUAAAGGCUUGGGUCAGUUGGGACUUCCCGAAGAUAGGACUUUAAUCACGUUCUAGUGGAGGCUUGGGUCAGUUGGGACUUUGAUCACGUUCUAAUGGAGACUUAAGUCAGUUGGGACUUAGAUAAAGUUCUAGUGGAGGCUUGGGUCAGUUGGGACUUCCCGCAGUUGGGACUUUGAUCAGGUUACUAGAAAUUGGUUCUAAACCCUAAUAUGUCGACUUUUUGGCUAAUCGAACAUAGUUGAAUCAAAGUAUGGCUUCUAGAGGGGCUCUGAAGGCUCCAAUCUAGGGACCACCUUAGCUCCCCCUAUAGGGUGUACUUAAACUUGCAAAAGUGGCCACUUUAAGCAUUUUAAUGAGUGGUCACUCUAGGGGAAUACGCUAGUGGUCCCGAAAAGGUCCAAGGAAAACUAUUCCGUCGAUUUCAGGCCAAGAUUUCCGAUUUUGGAAUGGCUCGGCAAGGCGACAACUACGUUCUGAAGUACGUCACGAAGACCCCAGUCAAGUGAGGACUUUUUGGAAUUUCUGAGAGAAUCUGGGAAUUUUUGAGGUACCUAGCGCCGGAGACGUUGAAAACGUUCGUCUUUUCGCCAAAAUCCGACGUUUUCACGUUUGGAAUCUUGAUUUGGGAGGUUUUUCACGACGCCGCCGAGCCGCACGCCGGUCUCACUACACAACAAGUUAUAGCGAUGGUUGGUUGGAAAUAUAUUAAAAUAUUUAGAUUUUUUUACCAAAUACUAACAACUUGAGAAAAAGUUCAGUCAGUAACUUGAGAGGCUAGUGAUAAGAACUUACAAAAAAAUUUAUUUUUUUCUUUUCAAAAUUCAAUUUUUUUGCAUAUCACAAAAAAACUUGAGUUAUCGACAAAUUUUUGGUCAACUUUUUCAACUAAAAAUGGUCAAACGGAAAGUCCUGAGGAAAAAUUUUUCUAUUUUUGGACCUAGUUCUUCUAAAGUCUAAAAGCAUUCAAACUGCCCUUUUUAUAGUCACUGAAGUUCAAAGAGCAUAAUAGAGUGAUUAUAUAAAUUAAAGAAAGUAACAAUUUUCUUGAAAAGUGGUGUUUAUUCAAAAAAUAUUUCAUUUGAAAAUAUCCACCCACCCGAAAUCCCCAAUUUUCAGUCGAAGAAAGGCGUCUUCCUGACGUGCAACGAGAAAACUCCGGAGCCGAUUCGUCGGCUGAUCAGCCAAAGGAUUUUCACCGUCUGUCCCGAAAAUCGAUGCAACAUCACCGAGGUCUGAACCAGUGAAAGUAGAGACCGUAUGGUGAAAAGUUGAAAAGAUAUUCUCCGCUCCAAAUAGCCUGUUCAGAUUUUGAAUACCAGCUCUGUAUUUUUUGAUCGUUUUUGUUCGCGCGAGUCUUGGGCCUUGGGUACUCGCAUGCUGAGCAGGUGUCUCAGCGGGUGUACCCGUAUUAAACCCGUGUUUCUGAGGUUAUUUUAGUCUCAGUUGGGCUAAAACGGGGGAACAACGGGUGUAAGAAAAAUAUGUAACCCAGCUGGGCUAAAGCGGGGUCUCAGUUGGGCUAAAAAGUGCCAAAAGUUCUAUCAGCUGGGCUUAUACGGGUUUAAUACGGGGGCAACCGCGGAGACCCCGUGUUAGCACGGCUGGGUUACCCUGCUCAGCAUUCGAGCAUUCUGAGAAAAAUGGCAGAAAUUUUCCAGUCCUCACUAAAAAAUUUCAAAAAAAAAAAUUUUUUUUUGAAGGUAAUACAACGGCUAGAGAAGGUCAACGAGCCGGAGCCGAAAGAAGUUGGCAAAAAAUGA